Messenger RNA from Puccinia triticina, 837 nucleotides. RefSeq lists its product as uncharacterized. The record is from RefSeq and is a predicted model, not a curated record. The coding region runs from base 1 to 837 and encodes 278 amino acids. The transcript is spliced from 4 exons. NCBI's taxonomy places the organism in Eukaryota, Fungi, Basidiomycota, Pucciniomycetes, Pucciniales, Pucciniaceae. Gene Ontology annotation, biological process: transcription by RNA polymerase I.
AUGGGAGAUGAAGACAUGGAAUCGGUUGCAAGCUCCUCAUCAUGCUCAUCAAUCGUCACAUCCGAUGAUGGAUCGUCUGAUUCAAGCACCACUCCGGCCAACAAGACGCGCGGUAUUCGAGUCCCUCCAGGGUAUCAAUCCAUUGCCCCUUCCUCCAAUCCAACUUCCGCGUCGGUCUCGGCUCUAAAUACCCAGGAAAUCGAUUCAGGUGACUUAUGGGUAGUACGGCUACCUAGAGGGGUCAAACCCAAACAUUUAGCCGGCCUACAACUCGACCUGAGCUCUGCCGACACCCCAGACCUUUCGCGUGGAGGGCCGCAGAGCAUUGGCGAGGUCAAGGUGGGCGAUGUCGAGUACGAUGUGUUUGCUGAAUCGAUUCCUCUCAUCAAGAACAAUCGCAAAUCAGCUCUUCCAAGCCCGCUCGAGCUGUCACCUGAAACGAACGAAAUCUCACGGCUCACACCCUUGCUUCCUAACCAAAGGAAAACCCCGCAAGAAACUCACGUCGUGCUAGCUUCGCAGCGGAUAUCCAGGUCGAUUUUUUUUCGGCGAAGAGUUCCAAAUAGUGGGGAAUCGACCAAGCAGAGUCUCUCGUCGAUCUUGACUGAGAAAGACUGUGUCGUCACAUCUACUGCCAAGCGACCACAGCCUCCAGGACUCGAACUUCGCAACAUUCCCUAUGGCGCGAACCUAGAGACGGGCGAGCAAGACGCCGGAUCCGCCGCUCAGGUUCCUGCAGCUGCUACUCCUAGCCAUCCAACCUCUUCGAAGCACAAAUCAUCAGAAACCCAGCCACCGCACUCCGCGAAACGUCCUAAACUUUCCAAACGAUCUUGA